CCAUGGCUGUCAAUCAAAGUGCGAUCAGAGUUUGCGGUUAGGCGUCAGGUGAAACUAGGCUGUGAGGAAAAAGGGACAGAUGAAAACUUACAACGUCGAACUUUCUGGAAAGUUUUUUCUACUAUUUAUGUUUUUAACUACCAAAGGAAACUUUUAAAACCAAGGGGCAACAUUUAACAAGAUGAAGAGCCUGAAGUAUCGAUUGAAAAAGCACGAAGUUACCAUCACAAACACAGAUUGGAACAAGUAUGACGACCGGCUGAUGAAGGCUGUGGAACGUAGCGAGGUGGACAAGGUGGCUGUCGUUCUUAGUAAGAAGGGCAUCAUCCCCACCAAGCUCGAUGUGGAAGGACGAUCUGCGUUUCAUUUGGCUGCGACACGAGGACACCUAGAAUGUCUCAACCUCAUCCUGGGACACAGUGUGGACGUUACUGCGACUGACGCCACUGGUAAAAAUGCUCUCCAUCUGGCUUCCAGAAAUGGACAUUCACUGUGUGUGCAGAAACUCCUGCAGCACAACACUCCAGUUGGAAAUGUGGACCUACAAGGAAGAACAGCUCUUCAUGACGCUGUCAUGGCCGGCUGCUCCUCCAGCGUGAAGCUCCUCUGUGACAGCGGGGCUUCUGUGAAUUCCACUGAUUUUGAUGGCAGGACACCUCUGGUUCUGGCAACCCAGAUGUGUCAUCCACGUAUCUGUCAGCUGCUGCUGGAGCGAGGGUCUGACAUCACCACCAGGGACAAACAAAACAAGACGGCGCUGAUUCUGGGCUGUGAGUUUGGCUGUAAGGAUGCAGUGGAGGUGUUGCUGAAGAACGGCAUUGACGUCAAGGCAGUUGACAGUUUGAACCACGAUGCAUUUCACUACGCCCGCCUCAGCAAGAACCAGGAGCUUGUUGCGUUGAUCAAAAGUUACCUCGACAAAGCUACCAGAGAAAAAGAGGCUGCAAAGAUGGAACAAUGGAAGCGACAGCAUUCAGUGGAGAGAUCAGAGGCAGCUGAGGCUAAUAGAAGGGAUCAAAUCAUACAUGACUUGGAGAGACAGAACGAGACCAUGCAGGAUAGUCUCAGAAAGUACCAACAGGAGCAGAAAGUCCUGCUGGAUAAGGUCAACAUUCUGCAGCAACAGCUCACACAGGAGAAGAUAACCGUGGAAGGCACUCAAAAAGAGAAAGAGCAUCUGAAGGUGUUACUCAGCGCCAAAGAGGAUGGAGCUCGAGGCUUGGAGACCGUCAAGGUCCAGCUCAGGAGCACUUUGGGAGAUUACUCUGGUCAGUCAGUCAUCAAAGGUAAAGAAAACUCUUUGGUUAAACAAGCUCACAGCCUGGAUUCUGAUCAGAAGAUGCAGAAAGCUGCCAUGGUUCGUUCACUGUCCAGACCUUCAGAGAGGAGUCCACCUGCUGGAGCCUGGGAUCUCUCUGGUGAACCGGAGGCCCUCCGACAUGAACUUGAGGCGGUUAAGAGAAGACAACAGGCAGCAGAGGAAGAGUCGUCCCGGCUUCAAUCUGCCCUCAACCGUAAAAACCGAGAGUGCCAGGAGCUGGUUCAGAGCCGAGACACCAUCCAGAAACAGGCCGACCAGCAGGUGCAAGAACUGGAGGAAGCCUUGGGAGACGUCCAGAAGAGGAUGCUGGAUUCUGAGUGUAAGGUCAAGCAGCUCCAAGCUCAUGUAGUCGCUGUUAAGGAGCAUUUAGGAGGCCAGGGGACAGAGGAGCUGCGUGCCCAGCUGCAGGAUAUCAAAGCCAAGUACGAAGGCGCUUCAGCUGAAGUGUGCCGUGUUCGUAACCGCCUCAAACAGAGCGAGAAGGCUUUGGAGGAGUACAAAGGGAGUGAGAGCCAGCUAGCAGCGGAGGCAGAGAGGCUGAACCAAGAACUUGGAGCUCUGACUGCAGAAAGAGAUGAACUAGCAGAAACCCUUUUAGAAAUGGACUCUCAAUUAAAAGAGGCCCAGACUAAACACGGCAACACAGUACCAGCGGAGAAGUUUGACAACAUGAAAAACCUGCUCACCAACGCGGUGGAUGAGAAAGAACGGCAGAUCGCUGAGCUGAGGGAAGACUACGACCGCGUGCUGGAGGAGGUCGCUGAUCUCCAUCGGAAGAUAGACUGUCCGUCAUCACAGGGGGGAUCGAAGGCGUCGUCUGAGGAGCAGCAGAGGAUACUGGGAGCACUGGAAGAGCAGAACGCUUCGCUGAAAAAGAAACUGAUGGACUUGACUGCAAAAAGCCAGGCUCUGAUUCAAGAGAUAGAGGAGAGUGAGGAGGAGAGAGACAUCCUACGAGAGCAGCUGGAUGAGUUCAACAACAGGAUUGGGAUUGACCUUAUACCCAUGAAAGACCACGAUGAGGCUCGGAGGAACAUGGUGGUGGCUCUUGAAGACCUGGAGGACAAGCUGGUUGAAGCCAGCGAGCGUUACGGAAAAGCAGAGGCACAAGUCCAGCAGCUUCAAACCGAGAGAGCCUCGCUGCAGGAGAAUCUCAGCGGCCUCAAGAGCACCGGUGAGACGCAGCAGAGCGCCAUGGACGCUCUGAGAUCUCAGAAUGACGACCUGAUGAAGAAACUUGAACUUUUGCAGAAGAGAUGUGACGACAGAGAGGUAGAGUGCGUACAGCUGAGCACACAGAGCCAGACUCUGAAACAGAGCUUGGAUGGCGAGUAUGUUCCCAGACAGCAGCACGAGCAAGUGAAGAUGGAGUUGAGCUCCACCCUAGAGAGCGUUAAAGCCGAGAUGUUGAAGUUGGAGACCAAGGGAAGCGAAAGUGGGGAAGAACUAAAGCAUGUGAAAGAAGGCAAUGAUAAGUUGAAAGAAGAGUUGGAAAAAGUCCUGUUGGAGAUGAAUACAGAGUACAUUAGUAUUAAAGACCACAUAUCUGCAAUAGACAAGUUGAAUGUUGCUGUGGUGGAGGCAGAGGAUCGAGAAAAUCAAGCAUCAACCAAGUAUGCGUCUGUUCAGGAGGAAAACAUCAAACUUACACAAGAACUGGAGGCCCAGAGGAAAGAGCUUGAUACCAUACAGGAAGCUAUCCAGUCUAAGUUUAUUCCACUGACAGCAGCUGAGGAGAAAGAGAGCUCUUACAGUGCCCAGGUAAAGGAGCUGACAGCCAAGCUGUUAGAAAUGGAAGAGAAGUAUAACAAAGAGAGGUCUGCUGGAGAGAGCAACACACAAGAGAAAGACAAACUUCGAGUUGAGAUGGAAUCCGUUCAACAGAGACUGGACUCUGUACUGGUCAGCAGUGAGAAACACAAGGACGUGGAGGACGAGUUCAAGAGCAAAUUUGACGAACUGACCCAGAAGUUGGUCAACUUAGAGCAGCAGCACAAGGAAGUAACUCUGCAGAAAGAGGAUCUUGAGGACCAGAAUGUCUUCUGCAACUCUCAGAUCCAAAAUCUCCAGGAGCGUCUGAAAUCAGAGUUGACUCGCAUCUCAACAUAUGACACAGAGCUUAAAGCCCUUAAUGAUGCCAUGCAGCAAGCCCAGACCGACUGCAAGAAAGCCAGAGAGGCUCGGCAGGAGGAGGCCCUGAGGGUUUGUGCUUUACAAAAAGAUCUACAGGAUCGCCGCGAGGAUCAGACUGCUUUGCAACAACUAGCCACAGCCAAGGACGCCCUGCAGGCUGAAGUCACUAAGCUUCAGCUGGCUCUCCGUGAAGAAGAGGAGAACAAUGCCCAGAGAGCCGAAGACGUGUCUGCCCUCCAAUCUGAGCUCCUUCAAGCCACACAGGCUCUCGAGGAGAUUCACUACGCGGACGACCAAAUGAACCAGCUGAAGAAGGAGAAGCAGCAGCUGGAGGAGGAAGCUGCCAACCUGAGCAACAAGCUGCUCAGCUUAGCAGAGCAGUGCGAGGAUGCCCAACAGGGAGCCACGCGAGCGAGGGAGGGUGAGAGCAGAGCCAGGGCAGAGAUGGAGACUGUCCAGGAGAAGGGACAUGCCAUCGAGAGGGAGAUCAGGGAGCUUAAAGGGAGAUAUGAUGAGUCACUCAGUACCAUCUGUGACCUCCAGAGGAGGAUUCAGACAUCAGCUCAGCAGACUGAGGCCAAAGACAAGAAGAUCACAGAGCUGCUGACGGAAGUUGAGCGAUUAAAGCAGGCACUGAAUGGUCUGUCUCAGCUCGCGUAUACGAGCAGCGCACCCAACAGGAGACAGACGCAGCAAAUGGACACACUCCAAGCCCAGAUCAAGAACCUACAGCAACAGCUGGCUGAUGCUGAGAGGCAACACAGAGAGGUGGUUUCAAUUUAUCGAACUCAUCUUCUUAGUGCAGCACAGGGUCACAUGGAUGAGGACGUCCAGGCCGCCUUGCUGCAGAUCAUCCGCAUGAGACAGGAGUUUGUGUGUUGAAGCUUUCACCCAACAAAACAAAAUGCUACCUGCUGACUCAAUUCAUCAUCAUCACAUUUCCCACUGCAGUGUGUCCCUGCUGUGGCCCCUGUGGGUGCCCAAUGUGUGUGUGUGUGUGUGUGUGUGUGUGUGUGUGUGUGUGUGUGUGUGUGUGUGUGUGUGUGUGUGUGUGUGUGUGUGUGUGUGUGUGUGUGUGUGUGUGUGUGUGUGUGUGUGUGUGUGUGUGUGUGUGUGUGUGAGUGUGUGAGUGUUUGUGUGUUUUAUGUAUUGGCAAAGUGUCUCCAAUCCAGCUGCUCUGAAAUCCAUCUUCUCUGGUCGGACUUUGCUCUAAAAUCUGAACGUCUGUGUAGAAGUGAAGAAGUGUAGAUUUAAAGUACCACUGCCUUAUUUCAACAUGAUUAGAAACAGCACAAAUGCAAUGAAGUUAAAUGUUUUUAAAUCAAUUCCUGAACUCUGAACUCUAACAUUUGUAUUGCUGCUCAGUGAGUGAAACACUGUUCUUACAUCUCUGCUGUCUGUUAUAAAUCAACAAACUAAUCAGUUUAUCUCUAUGCAGCUUUAACCCAAUGUAACAAGAGAUCUGUCAUGUGUUGAAAUGUAGGUCCCCGUGAUGGGUUUAAUCUCCUUCAGUCCUAAGAGGGAAUGUAACAUUGGACGUGAAAACAAAGACCACUUUCCACAUUCCCUCCGGACUGUCUGCUCUCACACAGCGGCCAUGUUUUUAGUUUUUAAGAACAAUGUGUGCUACGAUUUGAAGAACAGGUUCACUUCUUUCAGUUUUCAAAAUGACCUUCAGAGACAGGUUUGGUGUUUUUCAAUUCCCCCUUCAAGUUAUGAUCAGGUCUCAAUAAGAACACUGUCACAGGUUAUGCUUACCAUAGUUCCCAGACAAUGACAGAUCCCAACAUUGCAAGGGAUGUGGGAACCCACAGUUCUUAACUCCCGCAAGAGUUGUUUAAAAAAUGACUUGAAGUGAGUAUAGCAGUUAAAACAAAGUGCAUAUCCUCUUUAGUUUAUGAAUAUUUCCCUCUGUGUUUGUAUGUCCUAAGACAGUGCCUCGUUGUUGAGCUGCAGGGACAUCAUUGUUACAGAAGAAUACAUUUUGUAGUCCACAGACUGAGUCUUAGGGAGAUAUCUCUUAAUCUGAACAACUGAUGAAUUUCAGAUAACUUUGUAAAAGGUUUUUUGUACAGAUGAGGACCGUCUAAUUUGUCCCCCAUCGCUUGCAUUGAAAACAUUUAAGGAGUGCACCUUCUCAUGUCCAGUCUGAACUGCGGGAACUAUUACACCAAGCAAAACCUGUUACAGUGUGAUUUCUGUUUCAGACUUUGAAACACUGGGAACCUUUCCUUAAAUACACUACUACAGUGCACAUUGAGCUUCUUGUGCAAUAAUACACUCAACCGUAGCAUACCAUUCUUCAGAGGUAUGAAUUAGACAUAUCAAGUGGUCUGUGAAGGUUUCUUCCUCCUCAGUGUGAUAUUCCCUUUGCAGUGUUCCCUUGCUGUGCUGCAGGGACAUCACUAACAAAAAGAACAAAUUGUGCUCUAAAUCUCAGAAACUUUAGGAGACAUCUGAGUGAUUCGACCACAAACUCCUUGAGAAACAAACAUUUAAGAUGAGAUGAAAGAAUUUGAACCUGUACUUUCACAUCACUUCAGCCACUUUGUUGUGACUGAAGUCACUUAGUGGCACAGUUUCAUCUUGUGGAGCUCCAAAGUAGCACAUUUGUUUUCAAAAUUCUCUCUAAAUACCAAAGAUCAAAAGAGGGAAAAAACAUCCUAAUCUUCAACUCUUUGCUGUUCUGGUACACGGUAGAUAGUGAUGUGACAGAUUUGGAGAGCUCUCUGUUGUGUUGCUCACACAGAGCAUUAAGUCUGGCCAUGCUUUGUGCUGGAUUUGAGUCAUGUGGGGCAUGGAGUGGAGAUCUCGUGCUGUGUCCAACAGUUUGCAGUGGCACGUUGUCCUUUUGUUGAAACCAGAGUGUCCUCUAGUGGUGAGACUUGGCAGGCCAAGUUGAUAGAAAAUGUAAUAAUCAGUGUGGACCAGGGGUAAGCAGCCGUGGUUUUAGGAAGCUCUGAUAUCUGCCUGCUUUAAUCAACAACAGAGGAUUAAAUAUCUUACAGACUGUUGAGAGAAUAUCAAAGGUGAGUUAUUAACUGGGUUUUAUCAGCUUAUAAGUGCUGCUUUACAUAUCUACAAUUAAUCCAAACCCCUAAUAAAGACAAAGAACGUCUCAGCUCACCUUGACUCACUAAAACAUCAGAUUAAAGCAGCAGGUAAACUCUGCAGCCCUCAUAGAACAAAUGCUGCGUCCCCUGAGCCCGCUCUUUGUGACUCUUGAUGGUGUCGUGUAGUGGUGUUGUGAUUGUUGAGCGAGUCUCUCAUGCCUUUACACUGAUAUAUUUUUCAUAGAUUUGUACUUCUUUAAUUACUGUACUACAGUGUGAGAAUUCUGAUAUUCAGCAGGUCUGGAAGUAGAACGGCACAAAACACGUUCAGGGUAACAUUUACCGUAGGAAGCCAUUCAAAAAAUAGAACAGAUCCCUUUAUUUAUGUGGUAAUGAGUAGUUGUUGAAGCACUCCUGUUGAUAUCUCUCUGCUGACACACUUUACCAAGUAAAAUCUUUUCAGCUCUAUUUUUAUAUUUUGGCCAAAACACUGUUUUCACAAACAGAUAGUUUAGGAAACAAUAUCUUGUGCAUUCUGCAACGCAGAUUCUGGGGAUUAACAAUCAUUUUGGGAUAUUACUUUCUGUAUUCCCUCAACAGUUAACUUUGACUAUAAAUUAAAUCCAGGUAAAUCUCUUCAUAAAUAAACUGUAAUCUGUUUUUCUUUGGCAGUAAUAUUUGUGUUUGUGAAUCACUAAUACAAAUCAAUAAAAGUGCCUAACAUAGAAAACUA
Notolabrus celidotus (New Zealand spotty) is the source of this 7240-nucleotide messenger RNA. RefSeq names its product uveal autoantigen with coiled-coil domains and ankyrin repeats b (gene uacab). The coding region runs from base 182 to 4336 and encodes 1384 amino acids. Lineage: Eukaryota; Metazoa; Chordata; Actinopteri; Labriformes; Labridae. The transcript is spliced from 19 exons. Gene Ontology annotation, molecular function: actin binding. The record is from RefSeq and is a predicted model, not a curated record.